This is a messenger RNA of Mya arenaria, 633 nucleotides long. RefSeq names its product snake venom metalloprotease inhibitor 02A10-like. The record is from RefSeq and is a predicted model, not a curated record. NCBI's taxonomy places the organism in Eukaryota, Metazoa, Mollusca, Bivalvia, Myida, Myidae. Bases 1 to 633 code for a protein of 210 amino acids. The transcript has 2 exons.
AUGGAUCAUAGCCAGAGAUCUAAUGUCACAAAGCUAUUAGACCUGAAUGGCACUCUUCCUGUCAACCUCAGAGACCUGAAUGGCGCUAUUCCUGCCCACCUCAGAGACCUGAAUGGCGCUCUUCCUGCCAACCUCAGACACCUGAAUGGCACUCUUCCUGCCCACCUCAGAGACCUGAAUGGCGCUCUUCCUGCCCACCUCAUAGACCUGAAUGGUGCUCUUCCUGCCCAACUUAGAGACCUGAAUGGUGCUAUUCCUGCCCACCUCAGAGACCUUAAUGGCACUCUUCCUGCCCACCUCAAGAGACUAGAAUUGCGCUCUUCCUGCCAACCUCAGAGACUAGAAUUUCGCUCUUCCUGCCAACCUCAGAGACCUGAAUGGUGCUCUUCCUGCCCACCUCAUAGACCUGAGUUGCGCUCUUCCUACCCACCUCAUAGACCUGAAUGGUGCUCUUCCUGCCCACCUCAUAGACCUGAAUGGUGCUCUUCCUGCCCACCUCAGAGACCUGAAUGGCGCUCUUCCUGCCCACCUCAGAGACCUGAGUGGCGCUCUACCUAUGUUUCCCUGGCUGACUGGUGUUCAUUCCCGCAGUUAGGCAAUGUGUGUCCGUAUGUGCCUCAGGUUUUCAACUAG